Molecule: messenger RNA, 3603 nt
Organism: Rubroshorea leprosula
Lineage: Eukaryota; Viridiplantae; Streptophyta; Magnoliopsida; Malvales; Dipterocarpaceae
Source: the annotation of a GenBank genome assembly
AUUAUUUGAUGCAGAUCUGUCCUAUGUUUGUACAUCAGCAUGGUUUUAUGUGAGGUUUGUUGUCCCAAGACCUGCCCUAAUCUCUCUCUUUUCCUUCUUCUUCUUCUUCUUCUUCCUCUUUUUUUUCUUUUUUUUUUCUUUUUUUGGCUAAGCCUGCUUGGGUUUAAGUGAGGGAGGCCAUCAAAACUUCUUGUGAUUCAAAGUAGUCCUGUAUCAAGCUUGUGAUCAAGAUAUUUAUUUUUAACGAAGAAAUAACAUUAGCUCAAAUUUACUUUUACGAUGGAAGCUUUAUUUGGGGUCCUUCUGCUGGUUCAUGUUCCUAAUCUGAAUCCUUGUGCUGGUUAUCUUAUAAUGCAAAAUGAGUUUCCUGACAAUGUUGAAUAUGAAGCACAUUCUGUAGACGAGCAAAUUUGUCCCGAGAGGCAGGCCAAUAUCUUCUCUAGAAUAUAUUUUGGCUCGAUUACUCCACUCAUGCAGCAAGGUUAUAGAAGACCUAUCACAGAAAAGGAUGUUUGGAAGUUAGACACAUGGGAUCAGACUGAAACACUGAUGAAGAAGUUCCAAAGAAUUUGGGCUGAAGAAACUCAAAGAAAGAAGCCCUGGCCUUUAAGAGCACUGAAUAAUAGCCUGGGGGGAAGGUUUUGGUUGGGAGGCCUAUUCAAGAUUGUGCUGGAGAACCUGGAAAUCAUUGGUGGAUGCAAGCACUUUAUUAUUUCUCAUUUGAACAUUGUAGAUUGGCUUCGACCUUUCUUUGUUUGUGGGGCCACUCUUAUUGAACCAUCUCUUAAAGGAAGGAUAACAAACAUGAUCACAACAGAUGCCAGUGCAAAUGAGCAAAUGUGCCAACCACUUCAUGGAUUAUGGUCAGCUCCAUUUCGUAUUGUCAUGUCAAUGGUUCUCCUUUACCAGCAGCUUGGUGUUGCUUCACUUCUUGGAGCAUUAAUUCUAGUCCUUAUGGUCCCUGCACCGCUUAACAGUUUUAUGCUGAACAGCAUACCAGUUGUCUUGACUGUGGUUUCAUUUGGGACAUUCACUUUGCUUGGUGGAGAUCUGACAUCAUCUAGGGCAUUUACAUCACUUUCUUUGUUUGCAAUGCUACAGUUUCCUUUGAAAACACUUCCUAAUUUAUUAAGUCAGGUUGUAAAUGCUAAUGUAUCAUUAAAACGUCUUGAGGAGCUACUCUUAGCUGAAGAGAGAACUCUAGCACCAAAUCCACCACUUAAACCAGGUCUUCCAGCUAUCUCAAUCAAGAAUGGCAAUUUUUCAUGGGAUUCAAAGGCAGAGAAGCCUACAUUAUCAAAAAUCAAUUUGGAUGUGCCAGUUGGCAGCUUUGUUGCCAUUAUUGGUGGAACUGGAGAAGGGAAAACAUCUCUUAUAUUGGCAAUGCAAGGGGAGCUGCCUCCUGUUGCCACUCCAAGUGUUGUUAUUAGAGGAACAGUAGCAUAUGUUCCUCAAGUUUCAUGGAUUUUCAAUGCUACUCUAACUUAUAGCCUUUUAGGGCUCUGGAAUAGUGCUUUCUCAGUACGUGACAAUAUAUUAUUUGGAUCUGGAUUUGACCAGGAAAGAUAUUGGAAGACAAUAGAUGUUACUGAAUUACAGCAUGAUCUUGACUUACUGCCUGGUCAUGAUCUCACAGAGAUUGGUGAAAGAGGAGUGAAUAUUAGUGGUGGGCAGAAGCAGAGAGUUUCCAUGGCAAGAGCUGUCUAUUCCAAUUCAGAUGUCUACAUAUUUGAUGACCCUUUAAGUGCUCUGGAUGCACACAUCAGACAUCAGGUUUUCAGCAAAUGUAUCAAGGAAGAGCUGCAAGGAAAAACCCGAAUACUUGUUACAAACCAGCUGCAUUUUCUUCCCCAAGUGGACCAAUUAAUUUUGGUCUCUGAAGGGGGGAAAGGGUGCAAAUCUAUGCUUAUCAAGCCGGAAGAAAGGGAAACAGGUGUUAUCAGCUGGAAUGUUCUGGUUAGGUACAAAGAUGCACUAGGAGGCCUGUGGGCAGUGAUGAUAGUCUUUACAUGCUGUUUAUCAACUGAAGUUCUUCAAAUUUUAGGUGACAGUGACAUUGACAAACUCCUUUUUGUUGAUCUCUUCAAGUCUUUGUGCAGCCAGAAGCUUCUUUCAACUUUUUCCCUGAGAGGCAUUGUGAGCACAAUUUCAUUAUGGGCCAAACUGCCACUUCUUAUCUUGUUUUACACAUCCUAUCUAUAUUAUCAGAGCACAGCCCGUGAAAUAAAACGCUUGGACUCCAUUACCAGAUCUCCUGUUUAUGCACAAUUUGGAGAAGCACUAAACGGUUUAUCCACCAUCAGUGCAUACAAAGCAUAUGACAGGAUGGCCAACAUUAACGGGAAGUUCAUGGAUAAUAACAUAAGAUUCACUCUUGCAAAUACCAGUGCAAAUCAUUGGUUCAAUAUAAGGUUAGAAACAUUAGGGGGCAUCAUGAUUUGGCUGACAGCUACUUUUGCAGUUAUGCAGAAUGGAAGAGCAGAAAACCAGGCAGCAUUUGCAGCAACAAUGGGUCUACUCCUCAGUUAUACUUUAAAUAUCAAGAAUCUUUUGGGUGGUGCUCGAAGACAGGGAAGUUUAGCUGAGAAUAGCUUGAAUGGUGUAGAGCGUGUGAGCGCAUACAUUGAUCUAUCUUCAGAGGCUCCAGAUGUAAUUGAGAGCAAUCGACCACCACCUGGGUGGCCUUCAUCAGGAUCAAUUAAGUUUGAGGAUGUUAUCCUACGUUAUACGCCUGAACCUCCUCCAGUAUCGCAUGGAUUAUCCUUCACUGUUUCUCCAAGUGAGAAGAUAGGGAUUGUGGGAAGAACUGGUGCAGGGAAAUCAAGCAUGCUAAAUGCAUUAUUUCGUAUUGUUGAGAUGGAAAAAGGAAGAAUAUUAAUUGAUGGUUAUGAUCUUGCUAAAUUUGGACUAAAAGAUCUGCGAGAGGCCCUCAGCAUCAUACCACAAUCACCUGUUCUUUUCUCAGGUACCAUAUCAGACAUUCUAGAUAAGGUACAUUUAAAGGAUAUCAUCAGGAAGAAUCCUCUUGGUUUAAAUGCUCUGGUUUUUGAGGGUGGGGACAAUUUUAGUAUUGGGCAGAGACAACUACUAAGUCUUGCUCGAGCAUUACUGCGGAGAUCAAAGAUUCUUGUUCUAGAUGAAGCAACUGCAGCUGUUGACGUUGGAACUGAUGCUCUUAUCCAGAAAACUGUUAGGGAAGAAUUCAAAUCAUGCACCAUGCUAGUAAUUGCUCACAGAUUAAAUACAAUCAUGGACUGUGACCGGAUUCCUGUGCUUGAUGCUGGCCAGGUGAGCCUUCAAAUGGAUUCUUAUUUUGACAAUUCCUCCUUUCUUUCUUCCUGCAAACAUGUGGUAAUAGACAUGUCAUGGUUUCCAUGGCUUGCUGUGACGAGCAGGUUGCCCCAACGUAGCAGGCUUAAAGUGUAAGUUCAUGAAAUGUAGAAGACAGUAGGCAACUGAAAGUGUCAACAUGCACAGUUGACUGUACCAGUCUUUCGUUAUAUGAUUAGAAAGGUAUUAGGUGUUAUCAGACAUUUUGUGCACAAGCUCAGAAGUAUGGUUUUCUCAAGCUUUGAUUCUUAGUAAUAGAUUUUGCAAUGAUAC